Ipomoea triloba (trilobed morning glory) is the source of this 2273-nucleotide messenger RNA. RefSeq lists its product as uncharacterized. Lineage: Eukaryota; Viridiplantae; Streptophyta; Magnoliopsida; Solanales; Convolvulaceae. The transcript is spliced from 7 exons. The record is from RefSeq and is a predicted model, not a curated record. The coding region runs from base 1 to 561 and encodes 186 amino acids.
AUGGCUGUUCACUUGGCUGUGGUGCAGGGGUACUGUUGGGAGGGAGCCAAGGUCUGGGAUCCUGGGGGCUGUGUUUGUGGCCCUUGGGGGGAUGGAGUUUUCUGUGAAAAUGAUGGGACUGUGUGUGUGAUAAAAGUGAGUUGUGUGGAGGAGAUGAUGCAGGCUGAAGAAAUUGGCUCAUCAAAGGGUAUAAGGGACAGCAGAUCUGCAAGUGCAGAGAGGAAGCUGACCAGUAAAAGUCAAAAUUCCUCGUUUCAUUUUCCUGUUUUCCUCUCCCUCCGACCCGGACAACGUGCGGAACUGCGGACAGCAGUGGAGCCGUGGAUUGGCGACGUGAGCCAGACCGACGGUGGACUGGGGACGGCUGAGCUGAGGCACGAUAGGUUCACCCUAGCAGCACAAAAUCUUCAGGUUUUGGGUGAGGCUUACCAAGUACUGAGUGAUCCAGCCCAACGACAAGAUUAUGAUGCUUAUGGGAAAUCCGGAAUUUCAACGGAGGCAAUCAUUGAUCCUGCAGCAAUCUUUGCUAUGCUUUUUGGGAGUGAACUUUUUGAGGAUUAGAUUGGACAACUUGCCAUGGCAUCAAUGGCUUCACUAGACAUAUUCACGGAAGGCGAGGAAUUUGAUGCUAAAAAGCUGCAAGAGAAGAUGAGGGUUGUUCAAAGAGAGAGAGGAAAAACUUGCUGAAAUACUAAAAAAUCAACUGAACGUAUAUGUACAAGGAAGUAAGGAGGAAUUUAGGGUUCAUGCUGAAGCUGAAGUGUCACGGCUUUCCAAUGCAGGUUAUGUGCUAUUUAUUAUUUCUUCCAACUUGUUUUGACUUCUUCCAUUAUUCACAUGAUCAGGAAUAAUAUGGAGACAAUUUGAUUACUAGAAGAAACUGCUAACUUACACCAUGUUAAGGAGUGAAGGGCAGAAACAGGCUGUCUAGUUCUUCUAAUCGUAAAGCAUCCUCAAGCUUUUUACAUCUAUGAGGAACUUAUUUUACACAAAUUCUGUUUCGCUGUAUCUUUUCAAAGAAAAAGUUAAUUAACUCACUAGAUUUAUGGAAAAGGUAGAUGAAUUUUUAUUUUUUUUUAUUUUAUUUUUUUUAUUUUUUUGUGAUCUCUUUGGAAUGGGCAAUUGCUGCAUAAGUCCUUUGGGCAUUGAGAUAAGUCUUCACACAAAACUCAAUGUUAUUCUUCAUUUGUUGCAAAAAAAAAAAAAAAAAGCAGUUAGGAAUCUGGGAAUAAGUUUAUGCUUUCCUUGCAGACAAGUCAUAGCAGUGUUCAAGUUCUUUAUGAAUAAGACAGAAACAAGACUUCUCUUUCUUGCCAAACUUUCUUUUCUAAUUCCCUAUAGAAAUCCUCUAUCAGUAUCAUCUUCUUGGGGUUUCAGUAAACUUUGCUUCACGUAUGAUAGCCCCUCUCCCCUUCUCUUUAGCUCCCCUCUCUCUCUCUCUCUUAAUUAUUUUAUUUUAUUUUUUUUAUAAAUCUUUAACUUUUGGAUUUGUAAAGUUGUAUAAGGGGUUGCCACUCUUUAGAUAGUUGUCAUUGGUUUUAUAUUGCAUGAGAUAGGGUAUCACUUUUUGUGAUUUGUGGGCAGAACUGUUGGUCAAUGGUUUCGAGUUGGACUGAGGAAGAGAAGUUUUAGCAACUAGGGGGUUCUUAAAUUUGUGCUACAUUGGGUGGUUUGUGGGUGGUAGAAGUGUUGGGUGGUUUCAAGUUGGAUGAUGAACUAUGGGGUGUCGUCAAUUCUCUGGUAUAUGCUCAUUGGGUACUGCAUUGCAUGAUUUUUUGGUGCAGUUCUUGAGGGUUGAGAGAUGGUGUUCGAGGACCAUCAAGCUAAAGCGGGGUGGAUCGGGGCCUAUACUGGUGUGAAAAGCAUUUGGGAGACUUUGUGGUAGCAAUGAUAGUGGUGCCCUUUGAAAAACAAAGGGUUAUGUCUAUCUAUAGGUUGUGUCUGUUUAUGAAUAGGUGUGCGUGUCUAUAUAUAUGUGUGUGUGUGUAUAUACAUAUAAUUGUAAUUUUUGAGUAUUGUAAUACAUUUUCUCAUUCCUUAGAUUCUUCAUUCCCGCAUGCUUAGUUUCACACAGCUGUUUGCAUCAUAAAUAAAAGGUACAUAGUAGUAACGGAAACAGAGGGCUUGGCAUUGGCGGCGAUUGCUGUGGCAGGCGUGUAUUGGAGGGCAAACUUGCUUGUAAAUUUUGUUUACUGUUUGUGUAUAUAAACGUCAUAUUUUUAAGGUAACAUUAUUUUAAUAACUUCUCAAAAAUAUAAUGGUCAUAUUUUUAG